UAGAUGAUUCCAUGGCAGUUGGCUACCUGACAGCAGCCUGGCCCAGAUACAGGAGUAGUGGGGAGUGGGAUUUAUCUUCUCUGUUUUAUAGGCUACAUCAGCUCCACCACUUCCAGUGCCUCAGCAAUUACUAAGAGUUUAGACUUUGUUCUUCCCUUGUGAAGAAGUAAUCAAAUAAGAGAAGAGAGAUGUGAGAUAUUGGUGGUGGUCUCAGCUUGAAAUCCCCACUCGCAAUGGCAAAAGUAUCACUCAGAGGUAUCCAGGCCACCAACAUGUUCUUCUCCUCAUGGGCCUUAAUCUUCUUGACGCUAGGAAUCCUCAGAGAAGAAUGGGUUGAACUGACAUUGGAAACAAAGAAAAAUACAAUAAGCCACAGUCCUUGGAUAUGUUGCACUACUCUUUGGCCAGAAGAUGGCCUGGAAGUGGUCAGGAUCAUGAUGAUUUUGUGUCUCAGCCUUUCCUUUGUCCAUAACUUGUUCCUGGGUUUGGAAUUUACCUAUUUCAUUCCUCAAACUAAAUAUGUCUUCUUCAUCACUGUAUUCCUCAGUUUCUUCACAGGUAUCCUUUUGCUCUGUGCACUCAUACUGUAUCAGCUAAAGCUAAAGCAAGGUCAAUCCGUGUACUACUCUACUUACAAGAUCACCUGGAUCAUUUUCACUGCCUACUUAAGUGUUUCCUUCUUUAUGGCCUCUGGAAUUCUCUCUCUCCUAGAGUGUAAAAAGUCCACCAGUGCUUGUGCCUGCGCGACCCUCAUCCAUACACCUGAAAGAGAAAGUGAGGACAUAGAGGAAUCUGAGAGUUCUGUAAAAAUUGUUUCCUUACCAGAAAAUGCAGCAGCGCCUCGUAGUAUUGUUCAUACAAGGGAAGGUUCUCCAAACAGACCACAACUCCAAACUCGUCGUGUAACCUGGGCUCUAUGAUUUGACAAUUGAUCUUUCAGCAUAUGCUUAUCUUAAUGGAAACAGCUUUGCGUGUUAUGUGCUGUGUGUCUCUCUACAACUGUAUUGUCUUUGUUUGGCAUUAUUUAAUGACUAUGCCUGGGUCAGGGUCUAUAAGAAAAUCCAGAAGGUGGCUUUAAAAAAAAAAAAAAACAGUUUCUUCUAUUUGUUCACACGAUUUAAUAACAUUUGUUAUUCAUAUAAUAAUAAAUAUUAUCCUAUAACUAA
Messenger RNA from Canis lupus familiaris (dog), 1166 nucleotides. RefSeq names its product transmembrane protein 225 (gene TMEM225). The transcript is spliced from 4 exons. NCBI's taxonomy places the organism in Eukaryota, Metazoa, Chordata, Mammalia, Carnivora, Canidae. The record is from RefSeq and is a predicted model, not a curated record. Gene Ontology annotation, biological process: negative regulation of phosphatase activity. The coding region runs from base 234 to 920 and encodes 228 amino acids.